CUAUGGGAAAACAAAAGCCAACACACAACAUUACCUAUCUUUCUUGGUUUCUGCUAAACUAACAUUGGACGUAGGUGUGCUGUUCCUUAGAGGGCGGUCAAAGGUUGGGAAAUGGAGGAGCAACAGACCAAGCCAGCGCUGGUGAAGAAUCCUUCCACAGGCUCCCGCAAGAUGGGCCGGCGCGUGGCCUUCGAGGUCCCCUCCAGCCGCAUCAUGCAAAGCCGCUCCUCUGACAUCAGCGAUAUUCAUUCCUCUAUAGACCACCUUGAAAAGGGACGACACCAUCCAUGUUGCUUUGCAUGCUGUGCAUGGGGAUGCAUCUUGGUCUUCAUCUUCAUCAUCGUUCUUCUCUUUGCCGGGAUCUCCUACUUGGGAUUCCUCAAAGCAGGGAUGCCAAAGGUUAAUGUCAGGUCAAUCAACAUAACCAGGUUGCAGGUUGAUAGCUCACAGAAGAUGGAUGCAGAUAUAAGUUUAGGAUUGAGGAUCUCAAACAAGAAUGAGAAGCUGAAGCUUUUGUAUGGUCCUCUUUCUGUUGAUGUCACAAGUGAAGAUGUGCCAUUGGGGAUGGCUAAACUUAAGGGCUUCUCUCAGAUGCCAAAGAAUGACACAGAUUUGGAUAUGACAAUGGCACUGCAUAAUGCUGAUGUUGAUAAGUAUGCUGCUGAUGAUUUGAAAUCAGACAUCAAUGCAAAUGAGAUGGUGUUUGAUGUGUAUGUCAGUGGACAUAUUGGUUUGAAGGUUGGGAGUUUGCAGAUGACAGAUAUCCCCUUUCUAGCAUCUUGUCAUCAAAUCAAACAGAUGGAUGUAGAUUUUGGAAGAAGACCUGAAUGUGAUGUCAAGAUGUUUGCUUUCAGGCCUUCAUCUAAUUGAUUAAAUCAAUUACAAGCAAGUUUUGCCAGAGCAGCAUUUCUUCGCAUCCUUCAUCACAUGACAAGUUUUUUAUUCGUAGCCAUGCAUUCAAAAGCCAUUAGAGACAUUAUUUACAUUUUUGAAGUUUUUCAAUGUAGAUAAACUUCUGUUUUCUUCAGUGUGGACAUGUAUUAGUAUAUAUGGCGUAAUUUCAAAAAAAUCUGGUUAUCAGUACUGCAGCUACAUAGUUCAAGAAUAUACAGAAUUUAAAAAAAGAAAAGAAAGGGAGAUUAGGGAAUAACUAUUUUUUAACCUAGGACCUCCAAGAAACUGUUUUCUUCUUCUUCUUCUUCUCAACUAUACCGGUGUGCAUUUUGAAACUAGAUGGUGGUGUAAAUUUUGUCUUGUGCGUGUUCUAAAUUUAAUCGUAUAUUCAAGGACG
Messenger RNA from Lotus japonicus, 1291 nucleotides. RefSeq lists its product as uncharacterized. The coding region runs from base 112 to 870 and encodes 252 amino acids. NCBI's taxonomy places the organism in Eukaryota, Viridiplantae, Streptophyta, Magnoliopsida, Fabales, Fabaceae. The record is from RefSeq and is a predicted model, not a curated record. Gene Ontology annotation, cellular component: plasma membrane. The transcript is spliced from 3 exons.